Phyllotreta striolata is the source of this 1299-nucleotide messenger RNA. The record is from the annotation of a GenBank genome assembly. NCBI's taxonomy places the organism in Eukaryota, Metazoa, Arthropoda, Insecta, Coleoptera, Chrysomelidae.
AAAAUACCAACAAUUACCACGUAAUUUCGUGGCACGUUUAGUACAAAAAAAUGCACCAGUGCGAGUUACCGUUUCGCGCGCGCGUUGAAAUCUCCAGUUCAAAGAAUAACCGGUACGUUUGACAUCGCCGCCGGCCGUUUCAUGAAAUCGAACGGUCUUCUUUCAGUCGCUUCUGUUCAAUUUCACCAUUUCUGUUGGUGUCGGUCGACGAGCACAAUCGAGUGAGAAUCAGCUGUGAUAGAACCGGUAUAUUCGAUAUCUCGUAAAGUUGCGAUUUUUCCACGACUAGCCGUUCCUAGGACACGAAAUUAUUAUCAACAUAUCGAAGAUGUCUUGCUCAGUACCAGCGGCUCCGGCUCCCCCGUCCCUGAAGGACCUUCCCAAAGUGGCCGACGAUCUCAAGACCGAAUUGGAGCACUUCAAGGCGAGCAAUUUGAAAAACGCUGACACCCAAGAGAAAGUCAUCCUGCCAUCUGCGGAAGAUGUAGCGCAAGAGCGCAAUCACAACGCCCUUAUGGACGGCGUGGAAAAUUUCCAAGCUUCCUCCCUCAAACGCACCGACACCAAAGAGAAGAUCGUUUUACCUAACGCCCAAGAUGUGGCCGCGGAGAAGACGGAAAAGGCCUUGAUCGAAGGCAUCGAACGUUUCGAUACCAGCAAAUUGAAGCACACCUUAACGCAGGAAAAGAACCCUUUACCAGACAAAGAAGCUGUGCAGCAAGAGAAAACCCACCAAACACUCUUGAACGGCGUCGAGCAAUUCGACAAAGCGACCAUGAAGCACACGGAAACCGCCGAGAAAGUCGUCCUUCCCGACAAGGAAGCAAUUGAGGCAGAAAAGGGCCAAAGAAAACUGAUCUCGGGCAUCGAGAAUUUCGAUAGUACCAAAUUGAAACACGCCGAGACUUUAGAGAAGAACCCGCUGCCCACGAAGGAGACCAUCGCCCAGGAGAAGAGCGCCUAAAAAUGCUCCCAGGGGCUCGAACGAAACGCCAACACUUUUGUAUUAUUUUAUACUUUUAUAUAAUAUUUGAUAUCUAUUUAUAAUGUAAGAUAACUACGUAAGGAGCGAUACGCGGAGAAUUUUUUGCUGCGAAACGGAUAUCGUUUUGUUUCCAAUCGCGUUUUCUUUGGGACUUUGUUAUUUCGCGAAAAAUUCGAGCUUUUAUACUUCUGGAUAUUCAAUAUAUUGUAUUCAUUUCAUACUUAUGUUUAAAUUUUUGAAUAGAUCUAGAUUUAUGAAAGUAUUUCAUUUGCAUGAUAUAAAAAAGGUGCUUCAAUAAAUCAAUUUAAAAUUGC